CCAUUUUCUGUUCUCGGCAGGAUCCGAAUCACAAAUCCCACCUACAUCAUGCAUCAGGGUUUCUUUUGAGUAUCAAGGCUCGAGCUACUCUCGUCCUCGUUAUUUUCCAUGGCGAUUGAAAAAAUUCUUAAAGACGAUGCUAGUGAGGAGAAUAAGGAAAUGGCCAGAAUGGCAUUAUUUGUUGGGGCAAUUGCAAUUACUAUCUUGGUUAAGACAACCCUCGGGCCAAAGGGAAUGGAUAAAAUUUUACAAUCAACCGGCAGAGGACGUGAAGUCACUGUUACAAAUGAUGGAGCUACCAUCUUAAAGUCCCUGCCUAUUGACAACCCAGCUGCAAAAGUCUUGAUCGACAUUUCAAAAAUUCAAGAUGAUGAAGUUGGUGAUGGGACAGCUUCUGUUGUUGUUUUGGCUGGAGAGCUUUUAAGGGAGGCAGAAAAGCUAGUGGCUGCUAAGAUUCACCCCAUGACCAUAAUAUCAGGUUAUCGAAUGACAGCCGAGUGUGCUCGUAAUGCUUUGUUGCAGAGGGAUGUAGAUAACAAAGGGAAUGCAGAGAACUUCAAGUCAGACUUGAUGAAAAUUACAAUGACCACUCUGAGUUCCAAAAUUCUCUCACAGGAUAAGGAGCAUUUUGCACAACUAGCUGUGGAUGCUAUUAUGAGGUUAAAGGGGAGCACAAAUUUAGAGGCCAUCCAAAUUAUCAAGAAGCCUGGAGGAUCUUUGAAGGAUUCUUUCUUAGAUGAAGGAUUCAUUCUUGACAAGAAAAUAGGGCUUGAACAAUCAAAACGAAUAGAAAAUGCUAAGAUUUUGGUGGCAAAUACUGCAAUGGAUACAGAUAAAGUGAAGAUAUAUGGUGCACGUGUUCGUGUUGAUUUAAUGUCUAAGGUUGCUGAAAUUAAAGGGGCUGAGAAGGAAAAAAUGAGAGAAAAGGUGCAAAAGAUCAUAGCACAUGGGAUUAACUGCUUUGUUAACAGGCAGUUGAUUUACAAUUUCUCUGAAGAACUCUUCGCUGAUGCGGGAAUACUUGCAAUUGAGCAUGCUGAUUUUGAUGGGAUAGAGCGCCUGGCUUUGGUAACAGGUGGUGAAAUCGCUUCAACCUUUGACAAUCUACAGUCAGUCAAAAAAAAAAAAUCUAAACGUUAUGACAACCGGGUCUGCAAAGGCAACCAAUCUCUUACUGCUUCUAGUCUAGCUUUUAGUCGUGUUGGCGGCAAUAGGAGCAGAAAGGAAAUCAAAGGCGAGGAAAGCAUUACUACUAGUAAUUUUAUGACUUCAAUCAUUGUACAUUUUUAUAUGACAGCUCUCUUAUCACUUACUUAUGCACUCCCUUUGCCUAUAGCUUGGAUUAAUGCAACAAUUUAUCGAAUUUGGAGGGAGAGGAACGACAGAUUGUAUGGACAGCAGCUUUUAUUUGCAGCUACAUUCAAACGCAUUAAUGCAGACACUAUCAGCUGGAAGCUUGGGCUUGGCAGUUCAAUUAAGCAUAUUGCUAGAGAUCAAGAUGACGAUGUACUUACGAAAGUCCUUUCAUUUCGAAUAGAGUGGAUGAUUAGGCAGAUGAAGGUUAAGCCAAAAGUAAACAACAUCAUUAUGAGUAGAAGUCUAAAAGGCUGUUUCUGA
Messenger RNA from Durio zibethinus, 1617 nucleotides. The record is from RefSeq and is a predicted model, not a curated record. NCBI's taxonomy places the organism in Eukaryota, Viridiplantae, Streptophyta, Magnoliopsida, Malvales, Malvaceae.